CCUUCAACAGACACCUCCCCACAGACCUCCAGUGGCCCGUAAUGCUCGUGCAUGUACCGUUUGUCGCGCUGCAAAGAUGAAAUGUGUAGGCGCGGAUGAGAGUGGUCAAACUCCGUGCGAGCGAUGCCGCCGGACAAACUCAAACUGUAUCUUCGAGAAGCACAGAAGAGGGCGUAAACCUGGUUCAAAACUAUCAGAAGCUUCUAAGAUGCUCCGUCGUCUAGAGAAGAACCUCAACAGCGCGAAGCUCAAGUCCCAGUCAAACGAAAAAUUCAUGGCAUCCUCGGGCAUCUCAGAUGGUCAUAAUCCUUCAACAAAUAUCCCAGUUGAAGGCCGUCUCAGGGGCGUUGAUCAAACCUCCGACAGAUAUACAUCGUCCGGGAUGUCUUCCCAGACCAUGGACGUCGACGAGGACGAUAACGACACCGAACGCGGGGAUGAUCAAUUCCCAGCAAAAAUGAUCAAGAAGAAGGAAAAUCAAUUCUUCAAGAUUAUACUCAACCCGGAACAUAAAUCUCCUUCUCUAUCUCCGACAUCUCGUGCGACAAUCCAGACACCAGUUUCUCAGACCCGAAGUGCUUCUGGUAGUAAACAUCCGGAUCCCAUCGAUGCCGGUCUUGUUUCAGAAGAGAAGGCAGAGAUUCUGUUCGACUCUAUCUUCCUCCGGCUGAAUCCAUUCAUCAACCUUUUUGACCCUUCUUUGCACACUGUUUCGUAUGUUCGAUCGAAAAGUCCCUUCCUUUUUACGACUCUUAUCAUGGCUGGCUGCAAAUUCUUUGAGCCAUCCGCUUAUAAGGAUUGCCUUGAUAUGGCACAGCAAUAUGCCGUCCGCGCUUUUUCGGAAGCGUGGAAGAGUGUCGAAGUUGUUCAAGCUUUUGCUUGCUUGACGUACUGGAGAGAACAAAACGAUAAUCGUACUUGGAUGUACAUUGGCUAUGCGUGCAGGAUGGCCGUAGAACUUGGGCUUAACAAACUUGUUACCAAACCUCCUCCCAACGAAACUGCGCUCCAGAUGCGCCAACGCCGGAAUUAUGAGCGGACUUAUCUCGUGUUGUUCGUACACGAUCGUAGUCUGAGCAUGCAGACUGGUAGACAUUGGAUGCUUCCUGAGGACGAGCUGAUUCGGCACUCUGACACAUGGCAUGAAGAGGGUGGACCCGUUAAAUGCGAGGACGUAGUGGUGGCCGCAAUGGUCCAGUUACGCCGUAUAGCAGGAGAAACUACAGAUAUGUUCAGGACUAAUCGGACAUCUGCGGAUGACUCGAACUAUCCAUCCAAUGUCGGGAUUGUAUUAAAUGGCUGCAACACAAAGCUUGAUCAAUGGAAAUCAACAUGGCAAACAGAGUUACGACGAGCCAAUGGCCAAUCUUUCCACUACUCCUUCUUGUUGCUUUUCUGGUCGUACAUUCGAUUAUUCCUGAAUAGUUUCGGUCUUCAGCACCGUCUACCCCCCGCAAACCGCUCAAGCACUCACUUGAUGUCACUACACAUGUGCUAUGUUGACGCCCUGGAGAUUCUUCGUAUAGCUUCCAAAGAUUUUCGAGAGUUUGGUGUUCUCGUGUGUUUCACUUUGUUGCAACAGUACAGUAUUGCUCACACUUUGGUUAGCGCUACGGCCAGGAGUCUACUUCCAUCAUGACGGCUUACUCUGCCAUCACGUUACUCAAG
Coniophora puteana RWD-64-598 SS2 is the source of this 1668-nucleotide messenger RNA. RefSeq lists its product as uncharacterized. Gene Ontology annotation, molecular function: DNA-binding transcription factor activity, RNA polymerase II-specific; transcription cis-regulatory region binding; zinc ion binding. Gene Ontology annotation, cellular component: nucleus. The record is from RefSeq and is a predicted model, not a curated record. Lineage: Eukaryota; Fungi; Basidiomycota; Agaricomycetes; Boletales; Coniophoraceae. Gene Ontology annotation, biological process: DNA-templated transcription; regulation of DNA-templated transcription. The transcript is spliced from 12 exons. Bases 77 to 1639 code for a protein of 520 amino acids.